GCGACAGAGUAGUACAAGUAAAUCACUUGAUAAGGGAGCUCUAGAGACGCCUCCGUGAUGGACAUCGCUAAGUCAAUAUUUGGGCCAAAGGUACCUGAUGGCUACGCCGGAAGAGAUGACUACAACGCUGGAGAGGCUUGCUAGACGCACGAUGCGGGCCAGGCCGUUGCUGAGCGGCCGCUGUUUGGCCGGCUGCGUGGCCGCCACGCUGGUCACCGCCCUGCUGCUGGCGCUGAGCCCCAUCUCGUCGCCCUCGGACUGUGCCUGCCCUCGAGUGGACGCCCUCAGCGUCAAAGCCCCAACGACGCCUGACGGACGCUUGGCGGUGCUGGUGCCCUUCCGAGACCGAUUUGACGAGCUGAUCGAGUUCGUGCCGCACAUGCACAGCUUCCUGCGCCACCAGGGCCUCGAUUUUGAGAUCUUCGUGCUGAAUCAGGUGGACCAAUUCCGCUUCAACCGCGCCAGCCUGAUAAACGCCGGCUUCAAGAUGGUGCGCCGCUAUUAUGACUACAUUGCUAUGCACGACGUCGACCUGCUGCCGCUCAACCACAACCUAUCCUACGCCAAACCGCAAAACGGCAGACCCUUCCACGUCGCAGCCCCGGAACUGCACCCAAGGUACCACUACCCGACAUUCGUGGGAGGCAUCCUGCUCAUCACGACGCACGACUUUGAGCUGGUAAAUGGCAUGAGCAACAAAUACUGGGGCUGGGGCCUCGAGGACGACGAAUUCUACGUUCGAAUGCGCGACGCGCGUUUUAACGUGACCCGCCCGACAAACGUGGCGACCAACUCAAGCAACACCUUCUGGCAUAACCACGACCGCGGGCGACGGAAACGUGAUUUCGCAAAGUGCUACCAUCAGAAGGAGGUGACGCGUCGCAGGGACCGCUAUACGGGUCUCAAGGACGUCAAGUACCAGGUGCUGGCCACGCACCACCUCAAGAUUGACAAUCUGCCCUUCACGCUGCUCAAUAUUAAUCUCGAGUGUGACAAAGUGCUGACUCCGUGGUGCGAGUGCGACGAGCCCAAGGCGGCACUGGUUGAUGACAAGAAAAAGCGGAAUAAAAAGCCCUGAUCUCGGCUUGAUUUGAGCCGCCGCCCCCGAAUAGACUUGCUAGCUCUUUCGUUUAGAAAUUUUCCAUAAGUUGGAAGAAGAAGGCUAGAAAAUUAAUAUUUAAACCUUUUGAAGGCCACUUAAACCACUUCUAAAUAUCAAAUAUGAAUUUGAUUAAUUCGUGCCAUUGCUGAAAGGAAUUUGCGAAAAAAUAAAAUUUCAAAAUGCUUUGCUCCUUACUUUAACAUGGCUGUAAUUUUCAUCGAUUAAUAAAAUUUAUAGAAAUAAACAAUAAUUUAAACGAUGUAA
This is a messenger RNA of Cloeon dipterum, 1366 nucleotides long. It is a transcript of the gene beta4GalT7, whose product is annotated as beta-1,4-galactosyltransferase 7. The coding region runs from base 98 to 1078 and encodes 326 amino acids. The record is from RefSeq and is a predicted model, not a curated record. NCBI's taxonomy places the organism in Eukaryota, Metazoa, Arthropoda, Insecta, Ephemeroptera, Baetidae. Gene Ontology annotation, molecular function: xylosylprotein 4-beta-galactosyltransferase activity. Gene Ontology annotation, cellular component: Golgi apparatus. The transcript is spliced from 3 exons. Gene Ontology annotation, biological process: carbohydrate metabolic process; proteoglycan biosynthetic process.